GUUUUAGAUGUCGAUUUUACCGGAGGAAAGAAGGAUACUGUUAGAAAGGUUGAAUCUAAAGACAUCGACAAGUGAUAUUGAACGAUUUUUCACGAGAUGGGGUCCACUUUCCGAAUGCAUUGUCAUGUUUGACAAGAAUACGAGGCGUUCUCGAGGAUACGGGUUUAUUUGUUUUGUUUGGGAUCAUCACUGUGAGGAAUGCCUCGAAGCGCAACCACAUUCAAUAGAUGGUGUACAGAUUGAAAUGCGUCCAAUCAAAGGCGUAUCUUCAAAUCCGAUUGUCAAAUAUGUCAGCACACGAAAAAUUCUAGUCUCCUACCUUGGUGCACAACUUGUAGUCGAUGAACUCGAAGAAUAUUUUUCAAAAUUUGGUAUAGCUCAUGUUGAUUGUGCCCUGGAUACACUAAAUGAGAAGCCGUUGUAUUUUGCGUAUGUUACAUUUGACGAAGUUGAAUCGUGUGAUAGCUGUAUAAAUAUCGGAGAACAUUGCGUUAGUGGUUACCAUAUCUUUAUUCGAAAAGUAAUUCGACGAGAGGAUCUCAAAAAAGCGGAACAGAUGGAACGUGUUCGAGCAGUUUGUGAAGCUCGAAUUCAGGAGGAAUUGCAAGAAGAAGCGGGAAGAAAAAGACGUCAUUUGGAUCGAAAAUUGCGUGAAAAUUAUGCAACGGAAUUAGCUUUGUUGCGGCCGCCUCCACCUCCACCACCUGCUGCUGCACCAUUACGAGAAAGUAUUGAAGACCCAACGCCAUCAGCCUCAAGUUGGGUUCCCCUGUUACCUAAUGAACAAUUCCAGGAAUACGGUGCUUCGCACCUUGCUGGUUACGGGCCACAACGUCGAAAGCCCAAGCAAUGUGGUUCACAUCUUUCGCGACACCCUGUAGGAACUGGAACAUCACAGUGGAUUCCACUGCCGCAUGGCAGUAUAUCUUCGCCCUCCGACGUUGUACGACGAUAUUCUACGUCAAGCGAACCAUUCAGUGAUCGAUCUUGACACUGGAUGCGAUUGCUGAUGAAGUUAGUAGUAAUGAAAGUUUCUUGUUGUGAUCGGUGAUUGUUGUUGAUGUGUCUUGCUGUUUCACUUUCAUCUGUGCUGGAUAUCCUAACCAUCGCUGC
This is a messenger RNA of Loa loa (African eye worm), 1113 nucleotides long. RefSeq names its product RNA recognition domain-containing protein domain-containing protein. Gene Ontology annotation, molecular function: RNA binding. The record is from RefSeq and is a predicted model, not a curated record. The transcript is spliced from 5 exons. Bases 8 to 991 code for a protein of 327 amino acids. Lineage: Eukaryota; Metazoa; Nematoda; Chromadorea; Rhabditida; Onchocercidae.